AUGACUUUUUCUUUCUUUUUUAAUUUUUGUCAUUCCUUUUUUCUGAAACAGGAAUUAGAUACAUGUCACCAGCAGAUUGAUAAUCAAAACCAGAAGGUCUCCCAAUUAGAGACUGAAUUGUCCGGUUGCCAAAACCAACUCAAGGAGUUGCAACAGAAAGUCGACGAAGGAGGAGAGCAGUUGAUUAAACUUGGUGCAGAAUAUCAGACAGUCAAAGAGGAGGGCGAUCGGCAGAAGGCUCAAAUAUUGGAAUACUCUAACAAAAUCGCUGAGCUCCACUCUUGUUUGGAUGGCAAGGGAGGAGAAACAUCUCAACUGCAAUUAUUACUGGACGAGAAGGAAGCAAAGUUGGCUGAAGCAGCUGAUCAACUCACAAAGGCAAGUCUAAUGAAUAUAGAUUUUUUUGUUCUUGGGUAUGCGCUUUUUUCUUUUUUUUUUCUUUUCUUUUUUUUUCCCUUUCUUUUUUUUUCCCUUCUUUUUUCUCUCUCUUUCUUUUUUCUCUCUCUUUCUUUUUUCUCUCUCUUUCUUUUUCUCUCUCUCUUUUUUUCUCUUUCUUUUUUCUCUCUCUUUCUUUUUUCUCUCUCUUUCUUUUUUCUCUCUCUUUCUUUUAACAUAACUCAUUUUGGAGAAAGUUUUCUCUGUAUUCAAGCUUUCUUUACAACUUGA
Acanthosepion pharaonis is the source of this 666-nucleotide messenger RNA. The record is from the annotation of a GenBank genome assembly. NCBI's taxonomy places the organism in Eukaryota, Metazoa, Mollusca, Cephalopoda, Sepiida, Sepiidae.